GUCGUCAAUGUUUCCGGCCGAGCGAAAUGAGCACGGGAUUUCUUUCCUGCACGUUACACGCGCGUACGCAGACUGAACUAAACAACAAUUGAAUAAAGCAGCUAUCCCGAAACUACUAAACUACCAUGGAGACGAUUUUAGAGCAGCAGCGUCGGUACCACGAGGAGAAAGAGAGACUGAUGGACGCCAAAACGAAGGAGAUGCUAACGAAAAAAACCACGCUGAGAGACCAGAUCAACUCCGAUCAUCGAGUGAGAGCUAUGCUGGAUAGAUACAUGGAAGUGAGCGCAAACCUCAGAGACUUGUACGAAGACAAAGACGGUAUGAGGAAGGAUGAGCUGAAUGCAAUAUCGGGACCCAACGAGUUCGCUGAGUUCUACAACCGACUCAAAGUGAUCAAGGAGUUCCACAGAAAACACCCUAACGAGAUCUGUGUGCCCAUGUCAGUGGAGUUUGAAGAGCUCAUGAAAGCCAAAGACAACCCCAGUGAGGAGGCACAAAAUCUGGUGGAGUUCACUGAUGAAGAGGGUUACGGACGCUACCUGGAUCUCCACGACUGCUACCUGAAGUACAUUAAUCUUAAAGGAGUGGAGAAACUGGAGUAUGUCACUUAUCUGUCAACAUUCGAUCAGCUCUUUGACAUCUCUAAAGACAGGAAGAAUGCAGAGUAUAAGAAGUAUCUGGAGAUGUUGCUGGAGUACCUGCAGGAAUACACGGAUCGGGUCAAGCCUCUGCUGGAUCAGAAUGAGCUCUAUGGAAAGAUCUUGGCAGAGUUUGAGAAGAAGUGGGAGAGUGGGAUGUUUCCAGGCUGGCCGAAAGAGACGAGUAGUGCUCUGACUCACGCUGGAGCCCAUCUGGAUCUGUCUGCAUUCUCUUCCUGGGAGGAGCUGGCGUCUCUGGGUCUGGACAGAUUGAAGUCUGCUCUCAUGGCUUUAGGUCUCAAAUGUGGAGGCACACUAGAAGAGAGAGCCCAGCGUCUGUUCAGCACUAAAGGCAAAUCCUUGGAGGCACUGGACCCCUCACUGUUUGCCAAAAACCCAAAAGCCAAGGGACCAAAGAAAGACUCGGAGCGCAACAAGGAAUCUGCUUUUCUUGAAGCUCAGAUUUAUGAAUAUGUGGAGAUCCUGGGGGAGCAAAGGCAGCUGACCCAUGAGAACGUCCAGAGGAAGCAGGCGCGCACAGGAGAGGAGCGUGACGAGGAAGAUGAAGAGCAGCCCAGCGAGAGCGAGAGUGAAGACGAAGAUAAUGAGAUCAUAUACAACCCCAAAAACCUGCCGCUCGGCUGGGACGGAAAGCCGAUUCCAUACUGGCUGUACAAGCUGCACGGCCUGAACAUCAAUUACAACUGUGAGAUCUGUGGCAACUACACGUACAGAGGACCCAAAGCCUUCCAGAGACACUUUGCAGAGUGGCGUCACGCUCAUGGCAUGCGCUGUCUGGGCAUUCCUAACACAGCCCACUUUGCCAACGUUACUCAGAUUGAGGAUGCAGUAUCCCUCUGGUCAAAGCUGAAGUCACAGAAAGCAUUAGAGCGCUGGCAGCCAGACACCGAGGAGGAAUAUGAAGACUCCAGUGGAAACGUGGUCAACAAGAAGACUUAUGAGGAUCUGAAACGCCAGGGGCUUCUGUAGCACCACAAACAAGAUCUCUGAACACACAAAAUACUCGCAGUGUAAAUACUGAGGCAGAAAUGUGAUAAGUUUAGUCCUCUUGUCUUUUCCAGUUUGUGAGAAAUAUGAUUGGUCUUUUUGAAAGCGAUCAGUUUGUACAUUUUUAUUACUAUUUGAUUAUUCCCAAUUUUUCUCAUUUGGUGUCUUAAAUAUGAGACUUUCAUUAAUCAAUAAAUUGUAGUACAUUGUGUGAAAAAUGAUUACUUGUGCAGCAUGUUGUUUUUAACCAGUCUGGAGACUUUUAGGCCUGCUGCACAAUAAAAUCAAACCGUGAGAUGGUUUUACUUCAGUGGGCAUCUGUCAUUUCACAAAAAAAUAUUCUGACCCCUUCGUUUUUCCCAACAUUUUAUGUUGCAGCCUCCACAUCAGUCUACACUCCAUACAUCAUAAUGACAAAGCAAAAUCAGAUGUGUGAUGACUGCAAAUGAAAAAGGAAAGACUAUUAAA
This is a messenger RNA of Sinocyclocheilus rhinocerous, 2117 nucleotides long. It is a transcript of the gene sf3a3, whose product is annotated as splicing factor 3a, subunit 3. Gene Ontology annotation, biological process: mRNA splicing, via spliceosome. Lineage: Eukaryota; Metazoa; Chordata; Actinopteri; Cypriniformes; Cyprinidae. The coding region runs from base 126 to 1631 and encodes 501 amino acids. Gene Ontology annotation, cellular component: spliceosomal complex; nucleus. The record is from RefSeq and is a predicted model, not a curated record. Gene Ontology annotation, molecular function: RNA binding; zinc ion binding. The transcript has 17 exons.